Aphanomyces astaci is the source of this 1347-nucleotide messenger RNA. RefSeq names its product S-adenosylmethionine decarboxylase proenzyme. The transcript has a single exon. Gene Ontology annotation, biological process: spermidine biosynthetic process; spermine biosynthetic process. The coding region runs from base 165 to 1256 and encodes 363 amino acids. Gene Ontology annotation, cellular component: cytosol. Gene Ontology annotation, molecular function: adenosylmethionine decarboxylase activity. The record is from RefSeq and is a predicted model, not a curated record. NCBI's taxonomy places the organism in Eukaryota, Oomycota, Saprolegniomycetes, Saprolegniales, Verrucalvaceae.
CCACCAGUGCAUGCAUCGAGGUUCCGCCCGAAGCAUCCACGGACGAAGCGGCAGAACAACGUUGUCAGGCAACUACCUAGUCGAUCCCUCGCGCAUCUACACAGGCUUCUUUUACGUCGGAGCUUGUGAUACCCCAGCCUAGCAUCGACUACGCUUCAUUCAGGAUGACCACCCAAACUACCCUCAACGACAAGACCACGGCCACCAGCGUCACGGCCUCCACGGACUCGUGCAGCAACUGCUCCGACAACCCCGCCAACGUCGACUACCCCAACACGUUCGAAGGGCCGGAAAAGAACCUAGAAAUCGACUUCACCGAUGCCGGCCACCCCGACGGCCUCCGUGCCUUGUCCCGCACGCAAUUGGACGCGCUGUGCGAUGCUGCCAAAUGCACGAUCCUCUCCAAGGUGUCCAAUGCGUCCUUGGACGCGUACGUCCUCUCCGAGUCGUCGCUCUUUGUGUACCCGCGCAAGUUGUUGAUGAAGACGUGCGGCACCACCACGUUGCUCAAGACGUUGCCCCUCGUCAUGGAGUACCUCCACGAACUCGGCAUGAGCAUCGACAAGGUCCGGUACUCGCGCAAGAACUUCUUGCAGCCCGAAGAGCAGCACUUUCCCCACACGUCGUUCAGCGCGGAAGUGGAGUUCCUCAACGACUUCUUCCCCAACGGUGUGGCUCAUGUGCUCGGCCCCAUCACUGGCGACCACUGGUACUCGUACAACUGGGACGCUGACACCCACGGCCCCAACUCGCCGUCGGACUCGUCGGAACGCAAGAACGAGCACACGGUGCACAUGCUCAUGCAGGACAUGCACGCGGAUGUGGCCGCGCACUUCUUCAAGCGCGACAACGGCAUGGACGGCGUCGAGAUGAGCGCGGCGAGCGGCAUCCGCGACUUGGUGCCCAACGCGAUCCUCGACUCGUUCGCGUUCGAACCGUGCGGGUACUCGAUGAACUCGAUCGAAGACGACGUGUACUCGACCAUCCACAUCACCCCCGAGAGCCACUGCAGCUACGCGAGCUUCGAAACGAACGACAAGGUCGGCGCGUACGCCCCUAUGGUCGAGCGUGUGCUGGCGGUGUUCCGUCCGUCCAAGAUGACCCUGACCAUGUCGAUCCUCGGGGAGUUGACGAUGAAGGACCAUGUCUUCCAGACGUGCCAGUUCAAAGGAUACAAGCGCCGCGGCGGCUGGACGCAGGUCCACAUGGACGGAGACCUCAUCUCCCUCAAGGCCAACUUUGUCGUCGUCGAAUAAGAUUCGAUCAAUUCGCGAUUGUUCUUCUUUUUUGUGUAACGGGAAAACCGAGAAUUGGAUAAAAUAAUUCAAUUUUUUUCAUAUUGCCACC